AUGGAUUCUUCUUCUGACAGCGACGAUGAAGAGUCUGUCGCUGCUACUACUACAAGAGGCAAUGGCCCACCAGCGGUUGUGGGUGGACAUCGAUCCCCUUGGUCUCAUGUAUCAAGUCUAAGUAACUCGACAAGGAGUGGACAAAAUCGUGGAGGCGUCAACGGUCAAGGAGCACUUGAUGCAUUAGCCACCGCAGCAACAAGGACACCAUUGCGAGAUGUCAGCAACAGCAACAGGAGUAGAAGAUCGCGACAGUUGACAACACCAACAACAACACCACGAACAAUGCCAUCCUCAACUUCGGAAGAAUCUGCAGCUGAAAUCCUCUCGGCAGAAGAAUAUGAAGCACAGUUUGACAAGGACUGCAGAAGAAUAUGA
Molecule: messenger RNA, 378 nt
Organism: Seminavis robusta
Lineage: Eukaryota; Bacillariophyta; Bacillariophyceae; Naviculales; Naviculaceae
Source: the annotation of a GenBank genome assembly